AUGCCGCAAGGUGAUCUAGAAACGUUAGUCUGCGGCGUUGAUCGGAAAGUCGCGUGCGAAAGUUUAGUCGGCGAUCAUCAUUCACCGCCGGAUAAACCAGAUCUUUCGGAGGAGGCGCCACCUGACUUUCCGGCGGAAUCUUUUCAGAUAAGUAAAGAAGAAGAACUCGAUUGGUUCGAUCGGAACGCGCUCUAUGAGCGGAAAGAGUCUCAUAAAGGGAACUCUAAUCCAAACUCCAACUCCAACUCCAAUUCCCAUUCCCACACCCACUCCCACCCCAUCUCCAAUCACAGUUUGAAUCCCAACCCAUCGUCUCAGAGGUUCUCCUUGAAUUUCACACCCAACACGUCUAUCAUCGGUCUCCCCAAGCCACAGAAAUCCUGUAUCCUUAGCAGCAAGUCCCGGAGGAGCAGUCGACCGCCGCGACCGCCGUUCUUCCCCAAAAGGCCAUCACGCAGCGGGAAGUCCCUUACGGUUGCGGAACCUUCAUCGCCGAAGGUGUCGUGUAUUGGAAGAGUGAAGUCCAUAAAGGAUAAAAGUCUCCGCUCUGCAAGUGCCCGACGGCCGACGGAGGCGGUGACGAUAGCCAAGACUUCCAAGUCCAAACAGGAAAAGAAAACCGGGUUUUGGGCGAACCUCAUGGCGAUUCUGCGGUCCAGUUGCAGGGACGGUUCAAGCGUCGCUGUUGAAGGACGACCAAUGGAAUCUCCUUCGCUGGCAUCGGUGCCCCGUUGGAGCUUUGCAGAAAGAGAGCGUAAGAUUCCGGCGAGUAUGCCAUUGGGCGAGCCGACGGGGUUGGAUGGGAUGAAGCGGUUCUCUUCCGGUCGGAGAUCAGAAUCUUGGGCCGUUAGUGAUUUCGAUUUCGAAGAUUCGUUGCCGGCGGUGGUUGUGGACUCUGACGCACACAGUAUAUGGAGGCGUCGUGAAGUGGACCCACCCAAAAAAAUCGAUUGCGUCCGCGACUGGGAAUGUGAGGGUCCCGCCUCUGUGUGA
Molecule: messenger RNA, 993 nt
Organism: Macadamia integrifolia
Lineage: Eukaryota; Viridiplantae; Streptophyta; Magnoliopsida; Proteales; Proteaceae
Exons: 1
Coding region: 1-993 (330 amino acids)
Source: RefSeq, a predicted model, not a curated record